AAUGUCAAUAAGACAUCUAAUACCUAACUUCACAUUGCAUCCAAAUUUACUUUUUUAGUAUAAAAAACCAUGGCUAGUAAAGCAAUAAGAGUUGGAGUAAAAGAAGUACGACCUUUGCUAUCUAUUGAUAGUGAAGAAGCAAGAAAACGUGUUUUGAACUUGUACAAAGCUUGGUACCGACAAGUUCCAUAUAUCGUGCGAAGAUACGAUAUUCCCAAAAGUCAACAACAAUGCAGAGAUAAAUUAAGAGAAGAAUUUUUGAAAAAUAAAGAUGUAACCGAUAUUCGAGUUAUUGAUAUGCUGGUGGUUAAAGGUCAAAUGGAAUUAAAAGAAACCGUUGAAGUUUGGAAACAAAAAGGGCAUAUAAUGCAAUUUUUCCAAGAAACUAUAGAACCUAAACCAAAAGAUUUCUUAUCCAAGUUCUUACAAAACGUUCAAUAAAUUUAUAAAUGUACGAACUUAAACUAGUAUGUAUAUGUAAAUAAUAUAUUUAAUAAAAGAUGGUUCAACUAUAAAAA
Onthophagus taurus is the source of this 518-nucleotide messenger RNA. RefSeq names its product NADH dehydrogenase (ubiquinone) B14 subunit (gene ND-B14). Gene Ontology annotation, biological process: response to oxidative stress. The record is from RefSeq and is a predicted model, not a curated record. NCBI's taxonomy places the organism in Eukaryota, Metazoa, Arthropoda, Insecta, Coleoptera, Scarabaeidae. Gene Ontology annotation, cellular component: respiratory chain complex I.